ACACGUACCCUCGGUUCUUUUCACGAUCAUGAAUCUAUAAUUGAUAACGAAACCCAGUCAUUUUGCAUCUUCCCACUCAACUAUACGWACAUUGUCUCAGGGUAACUCACACCUGACGAUCUGCGUCUCUAAUGAYACCUUUAAUUAGUACUUGGUAUUCAAACGCAAAAAACGUUUUGUAGUCACACGUAGCACUGAGCAGCUAUUCAAAACAAACUCUUCAGURAAAACGCUAAGAUCAGUCAAGGACUUUAACGCUUAAAUUCGCAGUCCUCAUCUAAAUUAACCAUGUCUUGGCUUUCUCGUUUUUCGUUGUGGUUUUUCAACGUUUUCCAGCUUUCAAUUGCAUGUAAAGAAAUGACCUUCAAGAUUAAUCUCGGUGGUCAAGCCUUGGUCAACCAUACUUUUCUAGCCACUCAAGCCACGGACGAUGGCCAUUGCGAAGCCUUAUGUUUUUUGGAUGAUCGUUGUAUUUCAUUCAACUCUGGGAGAGGCGCUUCUGGGGAACUCAAUAUCUGCGAACUCAAUGAAGCUGAUCACAAAAUGUUCCCCGAUGAUUUGCUUCCAAGAUCUGACACCAUAUACAGAAUGGCUGAGACCACAUGUAAUUGUAGCAAGAAUGAGAUAUGUCGUCCUGAUUUUGAGUCACAAACUCAUCGAUGUAUAUGCAACCAUGGUUACACGUUAGAAAAUUGCAGCACAAGUUUUCAAGUGACAAACUGCAAUGGCUAUACAGACCAGCGUAUUAACGUUUUCGAACUCGACGGGUCAAACGCAUCACAAGUCAAGUACAGCAUCUGUAGAGUAAUCUUGAACGCAAACGCUGACACGUUGCCGACUCAACCGUAUCGUUUGACAGUCGACCUAUAUUCUAGAAGGCCUGAUAACUCAAACGUCACGCAUCCUGGAAUUGGAUUUAACGUCGUGGACCAAGAUAAUUUUGAUUACAUUUUAUUCAGAACUCAUWCCAAUACUACCUGUGUUAUUCCUGGCAAAAUAACAAACAACAAAGGGAAAAAUUUACCUCAAUCUUGUAUCAUCGAUCCUCCCCCCGCCUAUGCGUGGUUUCAUGUUGCCGUUGAGGUCCGAAAGAAAUCCGCUAAGGUCCUCGUUGAUGGCAAUUUUGCGGCGGAAUUCACUCCAACCUUUUCCUUGAGACAACGUGGAGCAGUGGCAACUGUCAAUGGAUAUAAAAAUUUUGUCCUAUUCAGAAACUUCAAAAUUACUCAGUUAAAUUAAUUUAUUCUCUACUUUCACAUCCCCAUAAUACUUUGCGUCUUUGGGGGGUACCAGAGGGUAAAAACCCACUUAUUUUGCUGAAGGCUGA
Messenger RNA from Actinia tenebrosa (Australian red waratah sea anemone), 1327 nucleotides. RefSeq lists its product as uncharacterized. Lineage: Eukaryota; Metazoa; Cnidaria; Anthozoa; Actiniaria; Actiniidae. The record is from RefSeq and is a predicted model, not a curated record.